CCAGGCAUGGAUGAUGAGCCUGUUCUCGCCCACAGCAGGACGGUCAGAAGGAAACUGAGCAGCGCAAAGCGCCUCUCUCCUGCUCCCAGCACCCAAACCUCCUACUACAGCGAGUCCCUGGUGAGCGAGUCCUACCUGGGGGGCAGCCGGGGCCUCCCCGCCCUGGGCCGCUCCAUGCUGGAUGAAAGUGCGUAUUGGGGUGGGGAGUUCUCUACCAGGAGGAGAAGAGGCACUGGGGACACGGAGUCCAGCAAGAUCAACGGGCUGCUGGAGAGCAAGACGUACGACACCUACACCUCUUCGUCUGGGUACUCCUCAGAAGAUGACUAUGCCGGUCACUUCUACUCAGGCCAGAGUAGCUCUGGGUCAGGGCUGAAGUCCGCAGCAUCCAGGGUGGGCUCCUUCCUCUGGCAAGUGUUUACCGCACCAGUUCGGUUCCUGGGGUGGCUGUUCUCGGGGCUGGCAGCUGCCUGGCACCGCCUCGUCGGCACAGCUCCACGCCUCAACAGGGUCCCCUUCUCCAGGCGCUACCCGUGGCUGAAGAGGUCCCUGCUUCUGCUGCUCCUCCUCCUGCUCCUUGCUGCUGCUGCCUAUGGAGCUUGGUACUUCUAUCCCUAUGGGCUGUUGACACACAGCCUCCCAGCCUUCCCGUGGUGGGGAGCAGGAAAGCUUUCCUCCUCUGACGUGCCUGGGACAGGGGACCUGACCACACUGGACCAGGGGCACCACCGGCUCCUGGCUCGCUUCCAGGCCCUGGAGAAGCGCUUUGCGGUGCUGGAGGCCGAGAUGUCGCAGUGGGAGCUGCGGCGGGGAGCGGCAGCGGUGGCAGCAGGGGGAGAGCCACCCCCAGGGGAUGUCCUGGCCCUGCUGGAUGGGCUGUUGAGCCGCCGGGACGCGGGGCUGAAGGAGCAUCUCCGCACCGACAUGAACGGCCACCUCCAGGGUGAGCUGGAUGCUCUCCGAGCUGAGGUGCGGAGGGAUCUAGAUGGACGCUUAGGGAAGAUGGCACAAGCUUCUCGGGAGAUGGAGACACGCUUGCUGCAGCUGAACUCAGAAUGGCAGAGCUCAGUGCAGGAGAGCCUGCGAGGGAGCUUCCAGCAGGAGGUAGGCAAGCUGGAGCAGGAGGUGGCAGCGCUGAGGAGGGAGCUGGCAGGCCUCAAGUCGGACCAGGAGGUGAUGGGGAAGCACAUGGAGGGGAUGCUGGAGCAGCUGAAGGCUGUGCGUGCUGAUGUGGAAGCUCAGUUCCCAGCAUGGGUCAGUCAGUUCCUGUUGCAGUCCCGGCGGGGUGGCACUGCUGGGCUUGUCCUCCAGCGGGAAGACUUGCAAGCAGAGCUCCAGGCCCUGGAGCGUAAAAUCCUGGACAAAGUCUUAGAGGACAGGAGGCUGUCAUCACGGGAUGCUGAUAUCAGAGUGGCCCUGCAGCAAGCGGGGACCGCGGGGGUGACAGAGGAGCAAGUGCAUCUCAUCGUGGACCAGGCCCUGAAGCGCUACAGCGAGGACCGUGUGGGGAUGGUUGACUAUGCACUGGAGUCAGCGGGGGCUAGUGUCAUCAACACCCGCUGCUCGGAGACCUACGAGACACGGACGGCGCUGCUGAGCUUGUUUGGCAUCCCCCUGUGGUACCACUCGCAGUCCCCCCGUGUUAUCUUGCAGCCAGAUGUCAACCCUGGGAACUGCUGGGCGUUCCGUGGGUCCCAGGGCUUUGCCAUCAUCCGUCUCUCCAGCAUCAUCCGCCCCACGGCUGUGACACUGGAGCAUAUCCCAAAAGCUCUCUCGCCCAAGGGGACCAUCCCCAGCGCCCCCAAGGACUUUGCUGUCUAUGGUUUAAAGGAGGAGGGAGAGGAGGAAGGCCUUCUACUUGGGCAGUUCACCUACAACCACAAUGGCAAUCCCAUCCAAACGUUUUACUUCGAGGAUGACACCAUUGGCACAUACCAGCUGGUGGAGCUCCGGGUGCUGAGCAAUUGGGGUCACCUUGAAUACACCUGCAUUUACCGCUUCCGUGUGCAUGGGGAGCCGGCGCACUGA
Molecule: messenger RNA, 2028 nt
Organism: Nestor notabilis (Kea)
Lineage: Eukaryota; Metazoa; Chordata; Aves; Psittaciformes; Psittacidae
Gene: SUN2
Product: Sad1 and UNC84 domain containing 2
Biological process (GO): nuclear envelope organization
Cellular component (GO): meiotic nuclear membrane microtubule tethering complex; nuclear envelope
Molecular function (GO): protein-membrane adaptor activity
Source: RefSeq, a predicted model, not a curated record